UGUGCUUCUACUUAUUUUGGCUUUCCUCGUCUCUUGGUUAUUUAUUCUUCAUUUCAGUCAUUCGCCUGCCUCCUCAACACCUGCAUACUCCGGCGACAUCUCAUGGUAUGGAAAAUAUUUGCGCCUCGCCUUCUCUUCUCGUUGGUCAGCCUAUUUGUCACCAUAGCUGCCGUCUGCUUCAGCCGUUUGCUCGUCGUUCGUUGUUUGAUCUCUAGCCUUGUGGCUCUGCGAUUUCAGUUUCGCCCCACUUCUCCGGCAUGA
This is a messenger RNA of Protopolystoma xenopodis, 261 nucleotides long. Lineage: Eukaryota; Metazoa; Platyhelminthes; Monogenea; Polystomatidea; Polystomatidae. The record is from the annotation of a GenBank genome assembly.